UUCCCGGGCAAUCUUUUAUAAAGGCUUUCCUCGUCUCCUUCCUUCCCUCUCUUUCCGUGCCUUGCAACGGAGAUAAGUAGCAAGUCAACAGCGAGAUCUCCGAGGGAGAGAUCUCGGAUUCUCUCCUCUCCUUCCUUCAUUUCACCGGAAAAGAGAAAGUCUGGAGAUGGCUGGUAGGAAGCCUGGUGUUAUUGCUUUGUUUGAUGUAGAUGGAACACUUACAGCUCCACGAAAGGUAGUAACACAAGAGAUGCUAGAAUUUAUGCAGAAGCUCAAAGAGGUUGUAACUGUUGGUGUUGUUGGAGGGUCUGAUCUUGUAAAAAUAUCGGAGCAACUCGGGAAGACAGUAAUUACUGAUUAUGAUUAUGUUUUCUCUGAGAAUGGUUUGGUUGCUUACAAAAGUGGCCAGCUGAUUGGCACCCAGAGCUUGAAAUCAUUUCUUGGAGAAGACAAGCUCAAGGAAUUUAUCAACUUCACACUCCAUUACAUAGCUGACUUGGACAUUCCAAUCAAAAGAGGAACCUUCAUAGAGUUCAGAAGUGGAAUGCUCAAUGUUUCACCUAUUGGGAGAAAUUGUAGUCAAGAGGAAAGGGAUGAAUUUGAGAAGUUUGAUAAGGUUCAUAAUAUACGCUCAAAAAUGGUUUCUGUUCUAAGAGAUAAGUUUGCACAUCUAAACCUUACAUUUUCCAUUGGUGGACAAAUAAGUUUUGAUGUUUUUCCUCAUGGUUGGGACAAAACAUACUGUUUAAGUUAUCUUGAAGGCUUCAAAGAAAUACACUUCUUUGGGGAUAAAACUUACAAGGGUGGGAACGAUUAUGAGAUUUUUGAGUCAGAGCGCACGAUAGGCCACACAGUGGUAAGCCCGGAUGAUACUGCUAAACAGUGCCGCAGCCUGUUUCUCAAUCAUUGAUUUUGGAGUUGGACAGCGAAGCUCUUUUUUUUCUCCUCGAAAGUACUUAGGGUCGUAAUAGUCCCGUUCUCGUUGGCAAAGAGCCUUGUAGGAGGAUUUGUUUGAAAUUUUAUGUGAUUUAUUGUAAUUUAAUACAAGAGAUCAAACACGUCUUUGAUGAUCAUGACCUCUGCCACUGAAAAAUACAAUUGAGAAAAAAAAUCAAGUCACAGUUGCCAGAGUAUUCGCAAAAAGAUGGAAUUAUAUUGA
Messenger RNA from Nymphaea colorata (pocket water lily), 1159 nucleotides. RefSeq names its product phosphomannomutase. The coding region runs from base 167 to 910 and encodes 247 amino acids. Gene Ontology annotation, biological process: mannose metabolic process; protein N-linked glycosylation; GDP-mannose biosynthetic process. Gene Ontology annotation, molecular function: phosphomannomutase activity. NCBI's taxonomy places the organism in Eukaryota, Viridiplantae, Streptophyta, Magnoliopsida, Nymphaeales, Nymphaeaceae. The record is from RefSeq and is a predicted model, not a curated record. Gene Ontology annotation, cellular component: cytosol. The transcript has 12 exons.